AUGGCGGUCCCACGGCAGAGGGUCUUGGACCUGAUGAGGGUCCAAUGCAAAGUCUUCAACACCACGUACAACCCCGAACGCAUCCGUCUCGGAUCGCGCAUCCUGCACCAGCGCCUCAAGGGUCCCGCCGUCGCUUCCUACUACCCGCCGCGGAUAGGAACAAUUAGUCAAUUGCGAAGCCUCUACCCCGAACACCAGAUCAUCGAUGAAGAAGAGGAAGACUGGCUAGAGCACCUCAAUGUUGCAAAGUCAAGAGGAAAGGGCGCGCCCAAGAAGAAGAGGACUGCUGCUGAAUCCAAGAAGUUCAACAAGAGGAAAUAG
This is a messenger RNA of Alternaria ethzedia, 321 nucleotides long. RefSeq lists its product as uncharacterized. The record is from RefSeq and is a predicted model, not a curated record. The transcript has 3 exons. Gene Ontology annotation, cellular component: mitochondrion. Lineage: Eukaryota; Fungi; Ascomycota; Dothideomycetes; Pleosporales; Pleosporaceae. Bases 1 to 321 code for a protein of 106 amino acids.